This is a messenger RNA of Suillus paluster, 948 nucleotides long. RefSeq names its product RTA1-like protein. The record is from RefSeq and is a predicted model, not a curated record. The transcript has 7 exons. Lineage: Eukaryota; Fungi; Basidiomycota; Agaricomycetes; Boletales; Suillaceae. Gene Ontology annotation, cellular component: plasma membrane; fungal-type vacuole. Bases 1 to 948 code for a protein of 315 amino acids.
AUGGCUUGCUCUAACCUAGCGAGCACUUUGUUUUUCUUGACUCUUCUUGUCACGUCGGCUCGGGCAGCCACCAAUUCUACCCAAUGUCCUUCCAAUCCUUACCAAGACCCGCAGAAUGAUCCGUGCAACUCCCUUGGCUAUAUUGCUAACAAUACGCUCACUGCUGUAGCCUUUGUUUAUGUGCUGCUGGUUGCACUCAUUCAGACUUACCGAAUUAUCUAUAACGGUGCGAAAUGGAUGUUGUCCAUGGUCAUCGGGGAAUACAGCACGUCUCGGUCUUUUGCUUUUUAUUGUCUCGGCUUUGGGUUUCGCUUUGCUUUGCAUGACAAUCCCGAUUCAUUGGGGAUUUACAUUACUGAGUAUUUGAUGAUUGUAUUAUCCCCCUGUUUCUUCAUUGCCGCGAAUUACGUUCUCCUCGGUCGCCUUGCCAGGGAAAUUGACUGCGUUCAUCACGUCUUGCUUCCAGUGAGGCGAAUGACCUUGAUUUUCGUCGUGUCCGACGUGUCCACCUUUGUCAUCCAGGCGGUAGGAGCUUCAAUGACUACGUCCAGAGUUUACAAUUCUGCUUUGACGGGACUUCAUAUCUUUUUGGCCGGCCUCACUUUGCAACUAGUCUCAAUUAUUUUCUUUUGUAUCGUUUAUGCACGAUUCCUCUACAAGGUCCACUCGGAAGAACGGGCUAUUUGGAUGCAAGACUCAAAGCGACACUGGAACAGCGACUGGCGAACACUCUCCGCUGCCAUGGCGGUCAGCUGUAUCACAAUUCUGAUUCGUUCUUUAUACCGUGUUGUGGAGGCUGCUCAGGGCUUUUAUGGCAGUCUUAGCUCAAGCGAGACAGCCUUCUACCUGGGUGAUACAAUCCCCCUUUGCCUGGCCAUCGCCAUGUAUGUUGCAUUUUGGCCCGGAAGGUUCAUACAAGACACGCCAGUGCACCCCUACACCAAAUAA